Molecule: messenger RNA, 465 nt
Organism: Cydia strobilella
Lineage: Eukaryota; Metazoa; Arthropoda; Insecta; Lepidoptera; Tortricidae
Exons: 2
Coding region: 2-439 (145 amino acids)
Source: RefSeq, a predicted model, not a curated record
GAUGAACUACCAACACCUAACCAACCAAUCAUCCAUCGAUCACGACGACACUCUCCCCAUAGAUGACGACGCAACCUCCUGCGAUGCUAACUCCAUACAGUUUGACGAAACCUCCAUAGCCCCUAGCGAAGACCUGUCGGUCUACUGUCUAAAGAAGAAGAAGAAUCUCAGGAGUGCCAGGGAGGUGCAGCAAUUGAGGGAUUUGGAUAUGUGGAGGGCGAGCGACGUCGAAGUAAUGCAGAACCUCCUAAGCCGGAGCGGCAACCUCAACGAGCAGUUCAAAUGGGAGGCCAUCGCCACAGCCCGAGGGCUCUGCACACUCACGGACAACUGCGCUUGCACGGAUUGUGCACGUGCUAAAUACUUAGCAGGGAUGGCGGAUGGAGACGGCGGGAUGAGCGCGGCGCCCUUACUGAGCGUAGGGUGUGUCUUACAGUAAGGUUCUAUCACAGUUUUGAUAUAAAA